Molecule: messenger RNA, 1484 nt
Organism: Brachypodium distachyon (stiff brome)
Lineage: Eukaryota; Viridiplantae; Streptophyta; Magnoliopsida; Poales; Poaceae
Product: putative F-box protein PP2-B12
Exons: 3
Coding region: 217-1110 (297 amino acids)
Molecular function (GO): protein binding
Source: RefSeq, a predicted model, not a curated record
GACACUCCCCCGUGACCCGUGUUCGCCACCUGUUUGCUUCGCCCCAAAUCAAAUUGCUUCCAGAUGCUUCGUUGUUAAGCCUCUGGAGUCUCCGCCCGCAUAUAUAAAAUCUGUGGAUUCCGAUCCCCUCACGCGACCCUACCAUCCCACGCCCUUUGCCAAUCUCGCAUUCUCUUCUGUCCAGAUCGACGAGGCCAAGCAGCAGAGGAGGAACCGAUGGCGGAGGCGGCGGUAGACGCCUGCGAGAUCGCGCGCCUGCCGGAGGAGAUCGUCUCGGCGACGCUCGCCCGUGCCGGGCCGCGCGAAGCCUGCCGCGCCGCGGCGGUUUCCCCGGCCUUCCGCGCCGCGGCCGACUCCGACGCCGUCUGGGCCUGCUUCCUGCCACGUGAUCUCCCUCCGAUCGCCGACGGGGAACUGCCUGCCGCGCCGCCGCUGUCUAAGAAGGAGCUGUUCCUCCGCCUCUCCAACAGUCCCGUCCUCCUCCCCAACAGACUCGUGAGUCUGUGGUUGGACAGGGAGACCGGCGCCAAGUGCUACAUGUUGUCGGCGAGGCAGCUGUACAUCGUGUGGAGCGAUACGCCGCGGUACUGGACCUGGAUCCCUCUCACCGACUCUAGGUUCUCAGAAGGUGCUCAACUCUUGGAUGUUUGCUGGCUGGAAAUCCGUGGCAAGAUACAGAGCAAGAUGCUCUCCGAAAACUCAACUUAUGCUGCUUACCUGGUGUAUAAGAUAGACACUGAGUUCUAUGGGCUUGAUUCACCUGUCCAGGAGGCAUCAGUGAGCAUUGGAGAAACCAAAUUAACCCGACGAGUGUGCCUCCAAGACUAUGACGACGAGGAUCGCGAGAUUCCUGAGAAUUAUCGUCCUAUGAGGCCAUUCGUACGAUUCAUGACCAGACGAAGAAACCGUCAGGUGGUUACUCCAGGAGAGAAUGCACAACUCCCUCAUAAAAGGACCGAUGGUUGGAUGGAGCUAGAGCUGGGAGAGUUCUUCAACGAAGGAGGUGAAGAUGGUGAAGUGUCUGUCGACCUGACGGAGACAAAAGGAGGCAACUGGAAGAAAGGUCUUAUUGUGCAGGGUGUUGAGAUCAGAGUUAAGAAAUCAGGCUGAGGAGCUUCUAGGAUCAAACACUCCCGGGGUUAAAGUACAUAAAUAAGGGAAUCAUACUGUUUGUGUUGUGUGUUUUUGUAGCACUUGCUUUUUUGCUGCUAGUGCUGUGCAGAACUACAAGCGUGUUAUUUUAACUUGUUAAGCCAGGCAUUCUGUACAAACCGUGCUAUCCUAGAUCAAUGUUGGUAGUGAGAUCAUUAGGUCUGCGAAAUGUUAUUAGAAGCAGUAGCUGCUGUUUCUGUCCCUUGGUUCAACCUGGAAAUGCAGCUAGAGCCAAGAGGUAGCAGUUGCUUUAUAUUGUUCAGUUGGGGAACCGUUGUGUCUGCUUCCCAUCUGAUUUACUUUCUCCGAUAUUGUUUUUGUUUGUUUGCGAA